Molecule: messenger RNA, 3491 nt
Organism: Patella vulgata (common limpet)
Lineage: Eukaryota; Metazoa; Mollusca; Gastropoda; Patellidae
Product: palmitoyltransferase ZDHHC21
Exons: 8
Coding region: 189-1103 (304 amino acids)
Biological process (GO): protein targeting to membrane; peptidyl-L-cysteine S-palmitoylation
Cellular component (GO): endoplasmic reticulum; Golgi apparatus
Molecular function (GO): protein-cysteine S-palmitoyltransferase activity
Source: RefSeq, a predicted model, not a curated record
CAAGAAAGGGCACACAACUCUAAUAAAAAAAUAUUUCUGAAGAAAAAAAGAAACAAGCAUCAACUGGCAUAGAUCUAACUGGACUGAUGUGUCAGUUUAUGUACCGGUAUGUAUAGUACAAUGUGAAUUAGCUGUUUUAUUUUGUACCAGUUGCCUUUAAUCUUUCCAUACAUACAAUAUCAACAAUCAUGGAUCUUUAUGGAACUAACAAUAUGCAAAACAUGGUUAACAUGUUUUCAUUUCCACAACAGAACCAUCCGUCACCAUCUCGCCAAAAACCUAACGACAACUAUUCCUACAUAAAAAUUCCCCUGUUCGGACGUCUACGCUGUAUAAAAGAUAAGAAUGGCAUGAUGUGUUUGUUGUUUGUUUAUAUAUACUGGAUUUAUGGUACAUGGGCUUCCGUUUAUAUUGUAUUGUUACCAGCUUAUAAUGAUGGUCAUGUGUCACCUUUUUUCAUUUACUUUUAUUUAUCAGUUGCCUUGUUAUGUCUGGGAUCACUAAUCCGAGCAAGUACAUUAAACCCUGGACAAUUACCAAAUAUUGAUGAUCUUCAGAUAAUUGAAGGAGAGGAGUGGACAUUUUGUCCAACGUGUAAUCGUAAACGACCACCUCGAGCUCACCAUUGUCGUAGAUGUAGACAAUGUGUUACCAGAAUGGAUCAUCACUGUCCAUGGAUAAAUAACUGUGUUGGAGAGGAAAACCAUUAUGCCUUUAUUUUGUUACUGCUGUAUGCCUUUUUGUUGGGUUUAUUGUCGUUUAUUAUUUGUAUGAUGCACUUUUGGAUUCUACCACGAUGUGUAUCUUGUGAUAGGGAAGUUUUUUACAUCAAACACAGUAUAUGGUUUAUGUAUUUACUGACCAUAUUAGGUUUAAAUAUGGCUUUAGUCAUGGGGGUACAGUUCUUCUCUCAACAUCUAAAUGUUUUAAUUGAUAGAACUAUUCUACAGAAUAUGCAGAGCAUGCCAGAAGAAGGGAGUGUAAAGGUCAGAGACACAUUUAAAGCUUAUAAAGAAUUAUUUGGUGCCAAUGCUGUAAUCUGUUGGUUGUUGCCAUGCAGACGGAGAAAAACAAAGCCAGUAUACAUUCAACAUCCUGUAUAAACAUCACCAUGUUCAUGUAUCAUAUCCAUAUUUGUACAUUGUCACAGCUAUUAUGGAUCUGAGUACUUGAAAUUUAUAAAAAAUAUGUAUAUCCUUAUGCCCCUUUUUUUUUUAUAUGAUUUUGGCGAGGUAUAAUAUUAUAUGUAGUUUCAGGAUACGAAUCUUAAAAUCAUCUAUAAGUGGUAAUUUGACCAUUUGAUUAAAUUCAUAAAUGUUUUAAUUUUGAUUAAAUUCAUAAAAUGUUUUAAUUUUGAUUAAAUUCAUAAAUGUUUUAUUUUUUGAUUAAAUUCGUAAAUGUUUUAUUUUUGAUUAAGUUCAUAAAUGUUUUAUUUAAGUAAACAAUAAAUAUGGGCAUAGAUAGACAGAUAUAUAAGUAUUUAACAACCUGAAAUAACAACUAAUCCUGACUUAACAUGUGUACAUGUAUAUAAUUUAAUGUUUCAUUCUUUUGAUAUUUAAAACUUAUGAAAUUAUAUUAGCAUUACUUAUCCUCUCACUAACCAAAGCUUUAUCGAUAAUAACUUCCAGUCAAGAACACGCUCAAUAUUUAUAUGUCCUGUUUUUCAUAAAAAGAAUAUUGUUUUUUAGUUUAAUAUUUUAAAACCCACUCACAUAUAAUGAAAAUGCCAUUGAUUUGGUGUUCCCUUUCAGCCUUUAAGAGAUCAAUUUUUGUUAAAUGAAACAAACUCAAUUAAAUAAAUGUUAUCAUGUGUUACAAAUGAUCAUGUAUAUUUAUUCAAUAAUUUAUAAUAAAAGUUUUAGUCAAAAAAUUUCAAUUUCCUGACAAUCAUUUUUAUACACCCACAUGGAAAUGUGGUCGUAUAUUGCCACCCCCAUCCAUCCGAUCUUUUUGAAAUUUGUUAAAAUUAGUAAUUUCAACAAUUUCCAUAAAUUGCGUCUAGAGUUAUAUGGUUCAUGUCACUUUGUAGUUAUCAUCCAAUUUAUAUUAAAUUUAUAUGAAUUAUUUAAAUUAGUAAAACGAAGAAGCCUAUUAAAUUUCAGCAAUUUCCGUUAUGGUCCUUGUUUCACUUUGUUGAACCUUAUGAGUGCUGUAUCGACAAAAGUUAUCAUAUGAUCUGUAUGCAAUAUAUAUAUAUAUAUAUACAAGAUUUAGAUUAAUAAAACAAAGAAGCCUAGUGAACUUCAUUAAUUUCCGUCGAUUACUUCUAGUGUUAUGGCCCUUGUUUCACUUUGUUGAACCUCAUGAAUACUCUUAAUGACACAAGUUAUCAUCCAAUUUGUAUUAAAUUCAUAUGCAUUGUUUAGAUUAGUAAAACAAAGAAACCCUAUUAUAUUGAAUGUCAACAAUUUCUGUAUAUAACAGUAACUUCUGCAUUUAUGGCCUUUGUUUCACUUUGUUGAACCUUGUGAACACUCUUGACGACAAAAGUUAUAUCCUGAUCUGUAAGAAAUUGAUAUCAUUACCUAUAAAAGAACAAAUAUGUGACAACCCUUGUCGACUGAUUGGGUGAUUAACUGCUGUUGGCGUAUGUUUCGUUGCCUGGCAACCUAUCUUUAUACAAAAAAGUGUAAUUUUAUACACUUUUGAUAUAUUAUAUAUGUUUUCUUUUUUAAUUGUGUAUUUAGCAGUUAUUUUAAAAUCAGGAUCUUUUAAUAUUUAUGGUAAGGAAAGUCACUGUAAAUGUUCUAGUUUGUGUUAUGGUAUCAUAUACUGGCUAAUAUGUGCACUAUAAACUAUCGGGGAUGUAAAUUUGAAACUGACAUUCAAAGUCUCAGUAAUCCAAUGUAAACGUUUUGAGGUAUUAUGGAAAUGUUUAAAUAUUUCAUAUGUAAUAGAACAUGGUACUGGCUUAGAUAUUAAACAUUUAAUUGAUGUUUUACCACAAGUCUGGUUUAUGUAUGGAUAAACCCACAAAAUAUAGCCAAAAUUAUUGCCCUUGUGUAAAAAAAACAAGCUUAGGAAGGAAAAGCAAGAGAAUAGACUUCUGAACCUAAUUUUUAAAAAUUUGGAGGUGAAACUGUAUUAUAUGAUCAAGAAGAUGUGUACUUUUUGUAAGAUUUGUAACUAUUAUUGUAUGUUUUGGAACUUGCAAAUAUAGGACAUAUGAUCAAGAAUAGCUUAAAACACUUUAUUUUUCAUAUUUCUCCUGGAUGUUCAUAAUAUUUGCAGCACAUUAUUUUAUGGAAUAUUGUUUUUACAAUUUUGUUUGUUAUUGUAGGUUCUUUUUCCUCCCCUUAUAAUUAGUAAUGUUAAUAAUUUUAUUUCCUAGUUUGUGAUAUAUUAACCAUUAUAAUAUAAUAUGAAGAUAACCUCAUUAUAAGAAAAUAUAUUACUUAGAUAUUAAUUUAUCUACUGCUGUUCUAUGGUUGUUUUUACAUGUAUAUGAAACCAUCACUAAUUCUUAAUUAAAAGAUAUUUAUAAUUUU